UAUCAAUACACCCAAGCCUAAUGGCGACUUCAUCAUCUGCCAGCGCGGAGACGGUCAAUCCAACGGCUGUAGUAAUCAGAGAAGGUCGCAUCGAAGAUCAGGGCCCUGAGACUGUGCACACUGAAAUAGUUGCCAAUGACUACAUGCAUGAGAUAUCAACUGGAGCAAUGCCUGAGACCGGUCACAGUGCAAUUACUCAUCUCGCAGGCACACCGUCUGCCAUCUGUGUGACUGACAAUGAAGGGCAAGUGUUUGAAGCUCAAACAGGGAGCGACGUUACGACUGUGCAGCUCGUACAUGACGCUGCACAGGCCAUACCGCAGCAGGUAGUGGAGACUACAACAACCGAACUGUCAGCUGCUGCAGCAAUUCUGAGCGUAGCUGGUGCUCAUGCAUUUCAACAGGGAGCUGUUGAGGGUUCAGAUCAACUACAAGUCAUUCAGCAUCUUGAUGUCGGUGCCACGUCUGUCCUAACGUCGGUAAGUGGAGACCAACAGACAGCCACAGUUCACAUUCCCACAGCUGACGGUCAAACAGCCGUCCAACUGUCUGGAACAGGAACCAUUCCGUCCAACUACACGAUCGCACGAUCGGCUGAUGGACGCAUCAUCGUCAGUGCAGAUGGCAGCAAUGGAACAGAAAUCCUGAUGUUGAACCAAGGUCAAGGAGGCCACACGUUGCAAGUUGUUCCAGCCAGCAGUGUUGGAGAUGGAAACAUGCAGACAUCACAGUUUGCUCUCACUCUAUCUCCUGCCACUCCUAUGUCUCCCACCAAGCCUGUACAGUCGGGCUCCAAACUGCCAGCUGCAUCUGAUGUAGUGAAAGGCGAGCGUCAGAAGCAGCAGAAGCGGUUGCUACGGAAACUGCAGGCUUGCGCUCAGGAGUAUUGCCUUCGAUUGGGUGAAGAAUGUGUCAUUGUUGCUAGUGUUCGAGUCGACAGCUUACAAGGCACGCCAGAAACUUCAAAUGCUGUUCAACGCGAAGUGCAAGUUUUUGGGUCGAAAUUGUUUGAAGAAGUGAUUCGUAGUCACAUAACUGAAUUGAAGAACAUGCUAGAUGAACAAACACAGCAAUCACCCUCGGCUGCAUUCGAGUCAUCGUUACCUUCAACGCAGGGCAUGCCUGUGCUCCCUCUUCCCGCUCGUGAUCUCGAUUCUAUGAAUGGCAAUGAGUUGAAAAGUUAUGUCCCUUUGCUUUUACGUCAUUGCAUGGGUCGUAAUAGGCCUAUGUGGGGGAUGGAGGAGCAUCGUCCCAGCUGGUGGCCGGAUGGCAUCCCAUUUGAGAAUGUGCGGAUGGAUACACGACCAGCAGGUCAAGUGAGAGAGACGCAGACGUGGAGUGCUUGCCUCAGGCAGAUCGUUAGAGCCUGUUUCCAGCACUUUGGAUGUGAGGCAUUGCUGGAUGGUCUUCCUAAAGUUUCCCACUCUGCAGCACAGCGUAGCAUGCUUGUCUUCUCUUCUCCUGCAGCUGGCAUGACUCCAAUGUCAGAUCAGUCUCAUUCUCUUGACCAGUCACUGUCUGCAGCUGCUGGUGACGAGUCUAUGCAGCAGGAGCCCCAACCUGCAGCUCAAGAACUCGAGAGUGGAGCUGUUGCUGUUCAAGAACACGAGACCAUGGUAGCCGAGCAAACAGUCACAACAGUGCAAGAAACACCAAGAAGCACACGCAAGAGGAGACGUGCAUCUGGGUUAACACCCGAAGGACCGACAUCUGAUGCAAAGAAAACAGCUGGAGCAGUGUUCCUUCGAGUUCAUUAUCGAACCAAUGGAGACAUGGAUGGUCUAGAGGAAGUAAUGAUUCACCCGUCUCUCACUUGUGCUGAUGUGUUGAAACACAUGAAUGCAGACGAACAGUCCUUUGAACUUCGAACAGCAUAUGAUGGUGGAGCAGGCCUAACAGGCAAUGUGACGUCUCUAGUGAGAGGGCAGAGCUUGAUGGAUGUAUAUCUUGUCAAGAGAGCGCAGAAACAAUUUGCCUGAUUGUUAGGUUGGACAACAACGUUGACAUUAGUGACACUCAUCUGUGUGUGUUUAUGCAAUUGCAUGAUACCUACCUAUACCCAGUCCUCAAAUACCUCUCAGUUUGUAUCACAGAUGAUUGUGCUCAUUGUGUGCAAGCUGCAGUUUGCGGUGAUGCUGAAAUAAAGUUACGAUAAUGUGACAUCUUGUUUAGUCAUGUUACAUGCAUGCGUUUGUACAUUACAUCUAUACAAAGGACCGGUGUCUGUUAACUUCGCUCAUAAGUGCUUACAUAAUCCCUUUACAUUUACCCUCUCAUCUGCCCGUAUGCUUGCAGUGGUGAUCUCUCACAACUCACCUGCCUGUUUGAGUCUUUCCAGAGUUUCUUUUUGCCUGCCUGACUGCUUCACACAUUGAAACAGUUGAACUUGUUCAUGAAGCACUUUCUGUUAAUUAUCGAAAAAUCAUGUAUUGUAGUGUGUAGAGAUGCUGUAUCCUAAUAAAAUAACCGGCUUGCCUGAGCACGCUCUCUACAUGAACUGCCAAAGAUUUUCCCUGUCUUGCUAACCAGCUUAAUGAGUAUAUAUCAACUAGUAAAACAGGGUUGAUUUACAUGAAUUGGUGGCCCAACUAUCUCGAAAUCAAACUCAGAAGAAGAGAAGCCGCAGUUUCAUUCUCUGGAGAAAAUGAUUGAUUAUCAUAGAAACUUCAACAUCACUUAACUUUGGAUAUAUAUCACAGAAACAGUCAGAAGAUUUCAUUAAAAACAUAAAGUCAAAUGGGAUGCUGCCAGGCUUAGAUCAACACAGGGGAAAGGUGCAGGAGCAUGGCAACAUACAAGAACGCACUUAAACCUAACAAAUUUCGUUUAGCGUCUUGUAUGAGAUUGGGAAUCAGCUUGCCAUUUAGUCGAUUGCUUGAGCAUGUGACUGUGGACAGAAGUUAACUCAAGAAGGUUUUCAUUUGAUUACCUGUAAAUAUGGAGGCGGUCCUGUCUGGUCUCACAAUACUAUUGUUGCUGAGUGGUUUGCUUGCCUAACGAAGCUGGGUAUUCCUCAUCAAACAGAACCAAGAAACAGAUACAUACAAACUGAUACAAGACCAGACAUUACAUUCUACGACAUUGAUUCUGGUGUCACCUAUGAAUGUGAUGUUUCUUUGGCUCACCUUUGGAGGAAAGACGUAGUGAACGGAGCUGCAAAGGCCUGCAGACAUGCAGCCACAAAACAGGAAUCAGAAAAAUGUUACAAAUAUUCAAAGAAGAUCUUGCCAGAUGGAUCUGGCCCUGAAAUUGUUCCACUAGUUUUUUAGCAUUUGGGCACAUGGGGAUCACAAGCGGAAAACUUACUGCAUGAACUGGGAAGAAAGGCAGGGCUCAUUGAAGGACUACGAGUAGAUGCAGAGUUUAUGUCAUAUUGGCGACGACGUUUUUCUGUGUCUGAGAAAAGUG
Messenger RNA from Corticium candelabrum, 3408 nucleotides. RefSeq lists its product as uncharacterized. NCBI's taxonomy places the organism in Eukaryota, Metazoa, Porifera, Homoscleromorpha, Homosclerophorida, Plakinidae. Gene Ontology annotation, molecular function: RNA polymerase II cis-regulatory region sequence-specific DNA binding; DNA-binding transcription factor activity, RNA polymerase II-specific. Gene Ontology annotation, biological process: regulation of transcription by RNA polymerase II. The record is from RefSeq and is a predicted model, not a curated record. The coding region runs from base 21 to 1979 and encodes 652 amino acids. Gene Ontology annotation, cellular component: nucleus. The transcript has 5 exons.